GUCAGAUAUGGAAAUUUACUAGUAAAUAAAGACAUUGACCUUCAAAACUUCGGAGGUCAGGCAUUUCGUGUGAGAUGUAAGCCCAUGUGGAUUGUAUGCGACUAGGGCAGGAAAAAGGACAAGCAAAUGAAAGCAAGAACUAUGAACAAUUUCUGAACAAAGCUUUUACAUUUGUUGUUGUGAUACCAUAAAAUUCGUUGUAAAAAAAACAACAAUAAAAUAAAACCCACUUUGUAACUAUCUUUAUUUGUGACAUUAAUCCUUUUCAUGUUCGGGAUGAUUAAGAUGUUAAUGUCUGUGAAAGCACUAAUUAUUAUUUCUAUUGCAUUUUAAUGAAAUAAAUCAACACAAAAACUGUAACCAACUAAAAAAAAAGGACACUUUGUAACGUAACACUAUUGAAACACAAAAUGUGGCGGCCUGUUAUUCACCGUGGGCUAAUUUUAUUUCUUUUCUUUCAAGAGGAUACAAUUUAAUACAAAAAAAACUUCAGUUAAAAAAAAACUUUAUUGGAUUACAUCAAAAAUAGUUUCCCGUCAACGACUUUGGAAAUACACUCGCACUGAAAGCCAUGGAUUUCGUGAGGUCAUGACUCUCAGGUGCAUCCACAUCUGCGUCAGAAGUACACCCACCCCAAUGACUUCAGGAACGGAUGCCUUCUUUAACUUUUCAGCCCUUGACGAGUUCCUGACUUUAUCGUACGAGAGGCGGCAGGAUGUUUUACUGCAGCUCAGGAACAAAGGUUACAGCGAACAGGAACUUUAUGAUCUCUUUGGGGAAAGGAUACAAAGUGAGCACACGUACCUGUAUCCUGAGUAUAGAGUACACAAGCUGAUCCUUCUCUACGUCCCGCCAUUUUUACUCAUCUUUGGAACGCUGGGAAAUCUUUUCAGUUUCCUGAUAUUACGUCAUCGGUCAAUGAACAAACAAUCGAUCUACGUCUACCUCAGCACGCUGGCCAUCUUCGACAGCUUCGUUCUCUACUUCGGCCUCAUCCGAACCUGGGUCAACGAGAUCCGGGGCUCGGACAUCCGGGACGAGAGCGCCUGGCUGUGCAAAGGCCUUCCUACCUUGGGCUACACCUGCAGCGACGUGUCGGUGUGGCUGAUAGUCGCCGUCACCCUGGAGAGGUACAUCGUGGUCAGUCACCCACUCAAGGCCCACCACUUCUGCCAGGACGUCCGCGCCAAGAAGAUCAUCGCCGGGAUAGUGGUCCUCUUCUUCCUGAUCAACGCCCACUUCCUGUUCAGCACGGACCUGGCUCAGGUGCCCCCCAAAGGAGUAAGACAUAAGGACGUGGUGGAGUAUCAGUGUAAGCCGGUCCAAGGCUUUGACGGACUCAUCUACAUAGCGUGGCCUUGGGUGGACGCCUUGUUGUACGGGUUCGGACCUUUCGUCCUCAUCAGUAUUUUCAACUCCAUUAUCAUUCUCAAGAUCUGCCAAGCCAAUAAUUCCAGGGCGAAAUUAGUUCAAGGUCGCUCCGCCCGAAGUACGUCCUCAUCCUGUGAGUCCGGCAACGUGAGAAUCACCGUGAUGUUGCUGACCAUCUCUUUCACCUUUCUGCUGACCACACUGCCCAACAACCUUGCCAAGAUCAUCUCCAUCUGGUUCAACAAGGACUCAGAAAACAGUCUCCUUAUGUCCAGGGGGAUGCUGUUCGACACGCUGGCCACUAUGCUGAUGUACCUCAACCACUCGUGUAACUUCCUCCUCUACUGCGCCACGGGGCGCAAAUUCAGGACGGUGGUUGUCCGCUGCUUCUGCGCUAAGAUCCGGCAGCGCACGCAGCCCACUAUGGACCAUAGCCAGCAUCUUUUCUGCUCCCGGCGGCGUUCCGGUGUGGCCGGGUCCUCGAAAGAAAGCCAAGAGAGUGAAGUCUGACGGUUAAGGGAGCCCCCGGACAUCGGCGAAAAGGACGAAUGCUCAGAUGUGGACAAAAUUGUUAUGAAUGAUGUAUCAGACCCUGACCUGAUUAUAUGCCACAGCAUUCUCCUGGAGAGCCGGGUGUAACCAAUAGGAAGAGAAAUUGACAAACUGUCCGGAGGUUCCCUGACCCCAAAAACCUAUUUAGACUCCUUCAUUUGCUAAAUAUACUCCAAAGAUUCACACACAAUUGUUGCGUUUCAUUGGACAUUAAGCCAAUACAUACCUAUAGUCAUAUUAAAAUCUCAAGUGAUCUUAUUGAUUUUUAUUUCUAUAUUUUUCUGAGAAACUAUUUUAAACUUAGUCUCCUAGAUGCUAACUCAUUUCAAUAACAUUGAGCAAUGACUUAGCAGCCUUUAAGUCUCUAAUUAACAAUCACGGCUAGAUUAACACACGGAUACAUAUAGAACUUAAUUAUCUUCUUUUUUAAUGAACUUCUAUACAUUAUAAGAUAAGACUAACGAUAGACUACUGUACUGAUAGAUUGUAACGUUUCGUCUUAUAGACAGAAAUGGCAGAGUUAAAAACAUGAGUCCUUCCAUAACUUCCAGGUCAACACAGAGUUUGACAGGUGUGUAUAGCUCUUUCUUGAAGUGUUUAUGUCCAGAUAAGGAAAUUAAAACCCUUUGAAAUAAAUAUUUAUAAACACUGAAUAUUAAGAAGUUUUUUUUUAUAUCAAAAAUGAUUCUUUCAAUAUGAGAUUUCUUCAUGUGAGAAAUGUUUUCAAAGUCUUAGGAUAAAGUCUGCGUUAAUAUAUUUGAGAGUUGUUACUCCACACAUAGCUCAGACUCCAGACCCGCGUCGUACAGACCUGUGUUGUGGAAAUGAGGUAUUGGUAUUCAUUGCCCACUGAUUGCAACGUUGCAGGUCAGUGUUUGGGCCCUCUAUGAUUAUUGAUCUCUAAUCAGAGCCCUUCAGUAUGAUAAUAUGUUAAGUACCCUAAUAAGUUUUUUGUUUGUUUUUUUCUAUUUAAACUUAGCCACUGUACUUAUCUGGAGGAAUAGAAUAAUUCAUUCAAUGGUUACUUGACAAUCUUUUGUAGCAUAGAAAUUCAGUUUUACUUUUUAUAACCUUUGGUUUUAACCUGUUUUUAUUUCAUUCAGUAGUUGAUAGAAUGGAACAGUAUCUAUAGAGCUGUAUUGAAGACAUCGUUCGAUGUUAAGAAACAUAUGAAUAAACAUCUUGAGACAUUUGUUUGACCAAUUCUUUAUUGUGCCUCUAUUUCAUUCUAUGAACUUAUUAUGUUUAGUGAUUUAUUUAUUUAAGAGACAGAUGAACAGAACGAGAAAUGUUCAUUGUCCAAUCAUCAGCGAUUACUAAUGUUCAUAUUAUAAUGUUUAUGUAGAAUGCUUAUAUUGUUGUUAUUAUUAUAAAAAUGUUCAUAUUACAAUUUGCAUAUCUUAAUGUUCAUAUUAUAAUGUUCCGUUUAAAACGAUCAUAAUAAGACGCUUAAAACGUGUACAAUUUGUUACUUUCAUUGUACAUUUUCAAUAUGACAAUUUUCUUUGUACUUCUGAAGUAUGAUAUAUAUAUAUAUAUUCGAUGAUAAUAUUUAUCAACAGUAAUAAAAUUGGUUGAUACGAGCUUGAAUUACAUAUCAGCUACGCGAUGAUGUGAUCUUAGCAUUAGAUAGGAAAAACAAAUAUUUCAUCUCUGAGAAUUAUUUCACCCUGAUGGCGAUAUUUAACAUUUUCCACUUAAUUGUUGUCUGUCUGUCUGCUGUCUG
This is a messenger RNA of Biomphalaria glabrata, 3649 nucleotides long. RefSeq names its product probable G-protein coupled receptor 139. The record is from RefSeq and is a predicted model, not a curated record. Bases 589 to 1881 code for a protein of 430 amino acids. The transcript is spliced from 4 exons. Gene Ontology annotation, molecular function: G protein-coupled receptor activity. Gene Ontology annotation, cellular component: membrane. NCBI's taxonomy places the organism in Eukaryota, Metazoa, Mollusca, Gastropoda, Planorbidae. Gene Ontology annotation, biological process: G protein-coupled receptor signaling pathway.